CAUAAUUAUGCCAUAAUUAAUUUGCUAUGAUGGCAAUAUGGCGGACGUGGAGGACGCUGAGAAAAUUGUCACUGAAACUACUACAACUACCACUGAAAACAAGGACGAUGUCGAAAAAUCCACUGCUGACGAAAACAUCGAACAAGAUACAUCUUCUUUACCGAAAUCAAGUGAAUCAAGCAGCAAUCCUGCCUCAGAUGCGCGAGCUUUGCUCGCAAAUCUAAUAUCCCUUGUACAAAGUAUUGAAACGGAGACUGGCGAACCAGAUCAUAAGAAAGUCGUGUACGAAGUCUUUGGCACGCUUGUCGGUGGAAGCUUUGAUUUGGAAAUCAAUUUCACCAUAAACAAUUCGCCCAAUCUACUGAUACUUUUGGAACUGCUUCAAUACUGUAGCGCAUCCUUGUCCGUUGAAAUCCUUGGAUUUCUCAUCUCCAUUCUCAAACGAAGCAUAACCAACCUACAAAUAUGUACAAGCAUUGGAUUAAUUGAGCGUAUUCUGCAACGAUUGCCUAAUGAAAUUGAUGUUGUUGCAGACAAAUUCAUUGAGCUGUUGGGUGUUCUUGCCGCGUAUAGUAUAACUGUUAAGGAGUUGAAAACACUAUUUGCCGCUUUGCAUGGGAAACAGGGACGAUGGCCAAAGCAUGCUGCAAGACUGUUGAAGGUGUUAAGGGUGCUGCCAGAACGUCGCGGACCUGACGUCUACUUUGAUUUCACUGGAAAUCAAGGAGCAGCCAUUACUGUACCACCUAUUGCUAAGUGGCCUCACCAACCUGGCUUUACAUUUUCAACAUGGGUGUGUCUGGAUGGUUCGGUUAUUACGAACGCCGAGAAAUGUCGACCUUACUUAUAUUGCUUUCGCACUGGAAAAGGAGUUGGUUAUUCAGCGCAUUUUUCUGGUCCGAUGCUGGUGAUCGAGUCCGCUGUUCGUCAAAGCAAACGUGAAAUACGCUACGUUCGCCAUCUUGUCGGUCAUCAGUUUUAUCCUCAAAAGUGGUUCAUGUUAACCAUCGUCCAUACCUACAGUCGUUUUCGUUCGAGCGAAGUGAAAUGUUAUGUUAACGGUGAACUUGUUUCUGGCGGUGACCUGACGAUGGCUCAAACCAACGAGCCUCUGGACAAAUGCUAUAUUGGCAGUUCACCGAGUGCGGACGAAAAGAGCGUGUUUCGUGGGCAGUUGGGCGCUGUUUAUCUUUUUACUGAUGCGCUGUCAUGGCCUGUUAUUCAGGCAGUUUAUCAUCUCGGACCUGGCUAUAAGAACAAAUUCAAAUUUGAGUAUGAAGUCGACACGCCAUUGAAUGAACUAGACAGAAAGGCUCUGUACGAUGGUAAACUGGCCUCGUCUAUCAUGUUCACAUACAACCCGAAAGCCUGUGACGGGCAGUUAUGUGUUGAAUCGUCGCCUGUUACGAACGCUUCUUAUUUUUGCGAGUCUCCUCAUGCGUUGAUGUUAGAAGGAGUUCAAGCCGUUGUCACCCAAACUCUUCAAACAAGCUUACAUUCACUUGGCGGUGUGCAGAUGCUGUUUCCUCUGUUCGCUCAACUGGAUUAUAUUCAUGCAGAAAAGAGGGAGGACCGUGAAGCCGAUAGAGACAUAUGCACGCUGCUUCUUUCCCUCCUUUGCGACUUCUUGAAGAACUCGGAGACAAGUCAGCAGCAAAUGAUUCAAGGAAGAGGAUUCAACGUUGUCAGUUUCUUAUUGGAGAAGUGCGCUGAUGUUGCCAUACUUACAGAAGAAGCCUCGGAUUAUUUACUGUCAUUAACAAGGUUUUUACUUUUGCAACCGAGAAAAAGCCCACUGAUUGGCACAUUGCUUACCAAUGUAAUAUUCAAUGCUAGAUUGUGGAUAAACACACCGUUUAAGGUUCAGCUUCACUUGUUCAGUGUAUUUGCUACGGAUCUCAUCACCAAUCCUGGUUGUCCAGAUCUGAUGCGUCGGGAGGUCGGAGUGAAUAUGUUCAUCGACAUGUUGCGCACGCACUACUGGGUGGUUCCACCUGAAAACAUCCCGAUACCAGAUGUGCUAAGGCCAAGCAAAGAAGAGUUGCUUUCACUGCGUGCUUUUAUAUUGGUUCUGGUGAAGCAAAUGAUCAUUCAGGGAGAUCUCAUCGAGGAUCAUGAAUUGGAAAGUAUAUUUUGCUAUCUCUGCAUAGUCAAAGAGGAAGAGAAUGUGGUGGACAUCUUACAGUUCAUCCUUGAUCUUAUGUGCGAGAAACCAAUGGCAAUAAUUAUGGCUCUUGAUCGUCUUGAAGGCAUUAGGGUUUUACUACGUUUUUUGUCAGCGGCUGAUGAAGCUGUGAGGAUAUACAGUUUGAAGCUGAUUGGUGCUUUCUUGCGUUACUGUCCCAUGCAAAAGAAGAUCAGUAUUGUCGAGGAAUAUGCUAUUUUUUCUUACAUUGGGGAAAAAUUGAAGCAGUUUGAGCUCACGCUUACGUCUUAUAACGCACUUUAUGAGGUUUUGACUGGACGAGUGUACAAGCAAAUUCGUUUUGAUCGCCAUCCAGAUCCAGACUCUACAUACAUGCUUACAAAUCCAGGUUUUAUUCCUGUCAUGAUCGAACUUAUUCUUGACAAAGACAAAAGACAUUGCGGGGAGAGUGCGACGAAAGAUGAAGAUAAUAAACACCACAAGAUUAACAUUAAAAGGGUUUUUCUGUCGGACCUGAUGCUUCUAUUAAACCAUAACCAAAACAAUUGCAGGUAUUUCCUACAAAUUUCUUGUUGGCAAGAUUUCCUGCUAUCCUUGGCGGUCUUAGAACCGGAAUUCUCUACAGUGGACAACGACACAAUGACUAACUCAGUUUUUUCCCUCAUACGAUUACUUCUUCAUCACGCUCUAAAGCACGAACCCGAAGGCUGGAGGAUAUUUGUUGAUACAUUGGCAAUCCUUCAUGGACAGAUAUUUAAACGUGGUCUUGCUGGGAAGUGGACAAAUGUCGUACAAAACACUCGUGCUGUUCAACACAAGGGAGCAACGGGUGAAGAUGCCACUCCUUUGAAGAAAGACUCUUCAAACUCUGAUGUCGAUAACCCAAACGAAAUAAAUGUGUUGCGUUUAGCCACAGGCGAUAAUCAGGUGACGGGGAAGACUGCUGAAUCCGAAAGAAACAAAGAUUACCGCAAGAAUUUCUUUUAUUCCAUAAUCCAGUCAUCGAAAGAGAGCGAGGCUCGUGUUGAUGAUGUGAACCGUGUCUAUCCAUUGGCUGGAAAAAAUAUUGGAGAUACGUCAUCAAAGAAUUCCAAUAAUGAUGUCACAAGUACAACAGAUACUGUCCAAGCUGCGAACGUUGUACAGAAAGAAGAAACAAGCGACGGGAGUAAGAGCCAAGCGAAACGAGACGAAACGGCUAAUCCAAAUGACAAUGGCUCCUCUGAUAAGUUACCCAAUGAAAAAGCUCAACCUGUUGACGAGGAAGCAGCACGUGACGAAACUGGAAGCACCCAGGAAAGCUCUCAGGUAAAUAAGUCGAGCACUGUUGAGGAGAAGGUAGAAGAUGAUGCUUCUACUGUUCUUUCGGACUCGGGCCAAGAGGUUGGGGAUAGUGGCAAGGAAGGCGACAAGAAAGGCAAUAAUCUUCGUAGCCCAGUGACCGAGGUUAAAGCAGAAGAAGCUGUCCACGAUGAUAGCGAGAACAAUCAUGUUAAGAAAGAGGAGUCGAGCAAAGAAACGUUGAAUUCAGGGGAAAAUAACGACGUGACUGUGAAAGAUAGAUCCAAGGAAAAUAACGUUACCACUGUUCCUAAUGAAGAGCAAGAUGGUGCAGAUAGUGAGGCAAACGAACCGGACGAUUUAUCAGACACUAGUAAAGCACAUUCUAUCGACAUCAGCAAGGCGGUAAGAAAUGACGAGAAAAAAAAGGAGGGGAAUGGUGACCUGCCAACUGCAUCCCCUACCACCCCUAGUAGUCCACAUGAAGCCAGGCCUCUUAUACCAGAAUUUCUGUGGUCACCAAUUCAUCAACGUCUGUUGGCCGAUGUCCUUUUUGCCAUCGAGUCUGAUCUUCAGGUUUGGCGAAGCCACACUCGGAAAACUGUCUCGGACUUCGUCAAUGCAAAGGACAACUUUGUGUAUAUCUCUAAUUUGUCGUUCCUUAUCUCCGUGCUGUCAGACAGCAUGAUAUUUUGCUGUGGUGAUCUUUUGCCGUUGCUUUCCUCUGCCACGUCACCGGAUUUCUCCCAAGACGUAAUUCAGCCUUGCGGCGGGAUGCAAUUGGAAACCGCUUUCUCGUUUUUGAAUCGCGUCAUGAGUCUUGUCGACACAGUCGUUUACACGAGCAAUUUUAGCUUCUCUGGCGUUGAAGCGAACAGGAAUUUGGCAGGUGGCGGAUUUUUGAGACAAUGUACUCGAUUGGCUCUUUGCUGCGCAGCAAGAAAUCGCUUUGUGUGCCGUCGCAAGCAACAUCGAUACGUGGCCAUCGAUAAGAAAAAGCUGAAUUUUACAUCCCUCAAAGACACGGAGGAAGCGAUUAGAGCCAUCAUUGCUUCAACUCAGCCACCUACCGACGAGAAUUCCGUUCGUAAUAUGCCUGGUUAUUUGACGACAAUCACUGAUCCCGAUAAACUGUUACAAGACAUGGAUGUUCAUCGAUUACGAGCGGCCGUGUAUCGCGAAUUUGAAGACACUCGACAAUCGCAAUUCUUGGCGAUAACCGUCGUAUAUUUUGUCGCUGUUCUUACUGUCUCUAAAUACCGAGACAUUCUCGAGGAAGAGAGGAGCAAUUCUGCAAGUAAUCCAAAGACCAAUGGAGAAUCGUUGCCCAGUGACGGACGGCGCAACACGGCCGUGAGUCUGGGACUUGUUCGUUCUAACCGUAGUACAUCUGAUAUCGCCAAAGGAGACGGCGUUGUUGCUCCCAAGGACGGCGAAUUGGAGCACAUAGAUCUUAAUAACAUGGACAAAGAACCAAACGACCCAAUGUUUACUAGUCGCCUAUCUAGCAGGAUGAGUCUUACUGAAAAACUUGAACUUACUUUUGGUACAUCGGGCUUUUUGCUUCGCGAAAUCCUGUUGGAUUUUUGCUCGUUCUUGUCCAAGGUGCUAGUUGGCAGUCACAACCAGGAAUUGCUUAUGGAAGGCUUGUCUAGUCUGAAAUCGGAAUCUGUCGUCGAACUCGUUAUGUUGCUCUGCUCUCAAGAAUGGCAGAACUCCUUGCAGAGACACGCCGGCUCUGCUUUCAUGGAUUUGAUCAACGAGGGCCGAAUGGUAUCGCACGCAACGCGCGAGAGGUUGGUGAUGACGACAAGUGAAGCUCUGUUCAUUCUUCAAAAGCUAAAAGAAAGUAAUUAUCAGAAACACGAUUACUUUCAAAGUGCAUCAGACUUGGCGAGCGACACCUUCGUGCACAAGGGCGCUAUUCACGAUCAUAUCACGAGCGCUACUCGUGACAAGGAUGGAAGCACAGCAAGAAGACAAUUUCAAAAGAUAAUGGACAUCAUAAUCAGCGAACACGGUGCUUGGAAAGAAGAAGGGCAACCUGCUAUGAAAUACAAACGGUUAGAUAAUUGGCAGGAUGAUCUCGGAAGGCGCAUGCGUCUUGUUCACAAUCCUCAUGGCUCAUCUCAUCCCGAGGCAACGUUGCUCGAGGCAUUAGAAACAUAUCACUCGACGUCAAGCGCGGAACAAGCUUUGCCCCCCAAGGUGAAUAUAUCUUCCGAGGAAACACCGAAUACUUCCGAUGAAGAUGAUGCUGCAGACACCACUAUGAUCGACAUGGAUCGCAAGGACUUCAACCCUCGCGAUCAAGUCGUCUUCACGGUAGCAUGCAAGAGCAUUUCUCCAUGCAUCGCCGUUGCUGGGACACUUGCCAUCACUACGAACGCUGUGUAUUCACUCGACGAGAAUAACUCCGCUAAUAUGAAGCUGGAUCCUAAGGUAACCAUGUAUGCAGAUUACCUUCAUGGAAAAUGGUCAUUCGAGGACAUCAAAGCCAUACACUCCAGACGUUACCUGCUUCAGAAUUGUGGCAUCGAGAUCUUUCUUUCGUCACGCAAUUCAGUGAUGUUUGUUUUCGAUGACCACCAAACUGUGAGAAAGGCUGUGCGGGCAUUACCUGCGGUUGGGAUUGGUCCAAACUAUGGUUUAUUGCAGACAAGAGCAAUCUCAUUGGCAAGUCCCAAGCAGUUAUUCCAAAGGUCGAACAUGACUCAAAGAUGGCAAAAAGGAGAGAUUACAAAUUUCGAGUACCUUAUGUUCAUCAAUCGAAUAGCAGGACGAACAUACAAUGAUUUGAAUCAGUAUCCUGUUUUUCCUUGGAUUCUAACAAACUAUACCUCCGAAACUUUGAAUCUUGAUGAUCCCAAUAACUAUAGAGAUUUGUCGAAGCCAAUCGGUGCUUUGAACCCUGAAAGAUUGGGGCAAUUUCUGGAUCGAUUUAAUUCGUGGGACAAGAGUGAAGAUAUUCCACCGUUUCACUACGGGACUCAUUACUCGACUUGUGGUUUCACCCUGGCAUGGCUGAUACGUCUGGAACCAUUUGCAAGUCAGUUUCUGAACAUGCAAGGCGGGAUGUUUGACCAUCCGGGACGUACGUUCUCGUCGAUGGCGUAUGCAUGGUCAAACUGUCAACGAGAUACGUCAGACGUUAAGGAGCUGAUUCCGGAACUCUUUUAUCUUCCUGAAAUGUUUGUGAAUGCGAAUAAAUUUCAAUUUGGAGUCAACGACGAUGGGAAAGUUAUUGACAAUGUCGAACUUCCCCUGGGCAAAACACCUGAAGAAUUUGUCGUAAAGCACCGUGCAGCUCUCGAGUCGGACAUUGUUUCAUCAAGUCUUCACAAAUGGAUUGAUCUCAUCUUUGGGUUUAAACAAAGAGGGAUCGAAGCUGAACGAGCUGUGAAUGUGUUUUACUAUUUAACAUACGAAGGCAGAGUUGAUCUUAAUUCGAUACAAGAUCACGUGAUGAGAGAGGCUGUGGAGCAGCAGAUAAAGAACUUUGGUCAGACACCAACCCAGCUACUGACUGAAACACAUCCCGCUCGCCAAUAUCGACAGAAACUAGAUGGGUACGACUACUCCAAAUGUGCUUAUCUUUCUUUCACUAUUACUCCCAACGUUCCUGUGACUUGCAUUGCGCUAAAUAUCUCCUUACCAACAUCUCCUGGUCUCGUCACUGUAAGUUGUAACCAGUGUUUCUCUGUCAACAAGUGGAUAUGUCCAGGCUUGCCUCGUGAAACGUCUUUGCAAAAUGUUGAAAUCGGCACAGAUCCUUUAAUAGAUGGCAAAAGUAUACACCCUCGACGUUUGCUGGGCGAACCUUUGGACCAAACCGUCACUCUUACCGCAUCGUGCUUUUGUGUAACUGAUGAUAACCGUUUCAUUAUUGCUUGUGGUUAUUGGGAUAAAAGUUUCAAGGUUUUCUCGACAGAUUCAGGUAAACUUCACCAGUGCGUAUUUGGUCACUGGGACGUUGUGACCAGUGUGUCGUACGCGGUGGAUAUCAAUGGAAAUAACAAUAACGAUGCUGUAGUCGUAUCUGGUUCACGUGAUGCCACAUUGCUUGUGUGGUACUGGAAUGGAAAACAACAGCGAAUUUCAUCCAAUGGAAAAGCAGGUGAUACGGCAUCAGCACGUGCUAUCCUUACUGGUCAUGAAACAGCUGUGCUAUGUGCUGCAGUUAGCUCGUCUUUGGGAUUGGUUGUCAGUGGCUCACAAAAUGGAUCGUUUUACUUCAUACGAUAAUGGGUGAUUUGAUCUGUUCCUGGUGGAGCCGGUGUUCUCGUGCAAACACCCUAUAGCAGUAAAAAUAUCCAACGAAGGCUUCAUUCUUGCUAACUACGCGGAUACGAAAGGAGUACUGGCCCUUUUUUCCAUAAAUGGAAAGCAUCUUAAAAGUAUUGCAUUAGAAGAGCAGAUCUUGGUUUCCUGCUUUUCACGAAAUGGAAAUUUCUUUGUUACCGGUGGGUUUGGCAAAACUGUUACCGUGUGGCGAACGUGGGACAUGCACGCCUUGCACACGUUCCUACCAUGUGAUAGCAGCAUACGUACUCUUACCUUAUCAGAUGAUUGCAGGUGUGUAGCUAUCGGGUUGGCGUCCGGGAACGUGCUAGUGCUGGAAAUGGAGUUUAGUCGUUGGUCCAUGACAUGAAUGUUAUUUGUACUCGUACAAGAUGUUUUUUGUGAAAUGAAGUCUUUUCAUAUUGAAAACGUACAACGUGAGCGCUUUGUGUCUAGCAGCGCAUGACUAAUUAGUGUAAAUGUGUCCUCCUUCUCGUGUUCUUGUACUUUUUUUCUUCAACGCUUCUUUUCACCUGAUUUGUCUUUCGUAAUGACGUUGAUAAAUAGGCAUAUUUAUAUAUUCAAAGCGGUGAUGUGGCAUGCGCAGUAGUUAUGGUUGUACACUGUACAUUGAUAGUUGUAGGAUCUCUAAAUGCUUGUUCGCUGUAACUAGUUUUAAUGCAUUAUUUGUAGCGAUGUCUUUUUGUUUACUGGUGCUACUCUAGUAGAUAGAAUUAUUUAAGCUUUCAAACAUCUCAUUAGCAAUAAAAUUCAAAAAUUCAUGCAA
Messenger RNA from Xenia sp. Carnegie-2017, 8495 nucleotides. Its product is annotated as neurobeachin-like. Gene Ontology annotation, biological process: intracellular protein localization. Gene Ontology annotation, cellular component: membrane; cytosol. The record is from RefSeq and is a predicted model, not a curated record. Gene Ontology annotation, molecular function: protein kinase binding. NCBI's taxonomy places the organism in Eukaryota, Metazoa, Cnidaria, Anthozoa, Malacalcyonacea, Xeniidae.